AUAGCUUCUCUCACGUUCCCUCAAACAGCAGAGCACGGUCUUGUUUUUAGGCGCAGUGUUCCAUCUGUGGUGCCAAGCCAGGAAGAUGCCCAAUCCGGCGACUUGCCCCUUCCCAGGCUCCCGGCUGUGGCUGGUAUCCGUUGCUCUGAUGGUGCAGUCGGUGAUCUCCUCUUCUUCGACCUACCAGAGACCUGCACCCGGCGGCGGGGGGAAGAGAACGGGGUUCAUGGAGAGGACGCUCAUUUUGCUGGACGUCAACACCCGCAGUCCGGUUCAAGUUCUAAAUGACAACUUCCUCUCUUUACAGUUGGAUCCGUCGAUUAUAAAGGACGGAUGGCUGGACUUUCUGAGUUCCAAGCGUUUGGUAACCCUAGCCCGAGGUCUGUCCCCAGCCUAUCUGAGGUUCGGAGGAAAGAGAACCGACUUCCUCCACUUCCACAACCUGAAGAACCUUGCCAAGUUCAGAGGCCCCGGCCCAGAUUACUACCUAAAAAACUAUGAAGAUGACAUAGUGCGUAGUGACAUCGCCCUGGACAAGCAGAGGGGCUGUAAGCUGGCCAACCACCCUGACAUGAUGCUGGAGCUGCAAAGAGAGAAGGCAGCUCAGAUGCAGCUUGUCCUCCUCAAAGAACAGCUCUCCAACCUCUACAGCAACAUCACAAUAACAGCCAGGUCUUUAGACAAACUGUACAACUUUGCCGAGUGUGCUGGUCUGCAUCUGGUCCUUGGGCUCAACGCCCAGCAGAGAAACCCUGACUCCUCCUGGAACUCCUCCUCAGCACUCAGCCUCCUCAAAUACAGCGCCGGGAAGAAAUACAACAUCUCCUGGGAACUGGGCAACGAGCCUAAUGGCUACCGUAGUAUGAUGGGUCAGACAGUGAACAGUACCCAGCUAGCCCAGGACUACACCCUGCUGAGAACGUUACUGCAGUCUGUACGCUACUAUAGCCGAGCACACCUCUUGGGCCCGAACGCUGGACGACCACGCAAAAACGCCAUUCUGCUGCUCGAUGGGUUCAUGAAGAACGCUGGUUCUGUUGUGGAUGCUGUAACGUGGCAACACUACUACAUGGAUGGCAGAGUGACCAAAGUAGAGGACUUUCUGAAGACGCGCCUGCUGGACACCCUGACCGAACAGAUCACCAAAGUACUCAAGGUAGUGAAUAGCCAUGCACCUGGUAAGAAGGUGUGGUUAGGGGGAGUAGGUCCAGCGUGGGCUGGAGGAACCAAUAACCUCUCUGAUACCUAUGCUGCUGGCUUUCUGUGGCUGAACACUCUGGGCAUGGCAGCGGUGCAGGGGAUUGAUGUUGUCCUGCGACACUCGUUCUUUGACUAUGGAUACACACACCUCGUAGACCAGCACUUUAACCCACUACCGGACUACUGGUUGUCCCUGGUGUUCAAGCGUCUGGUCGGUCCCAGGGUGUUGGCAGUGCGGGUAGCAGGCUUGCAGAGGAAACCACGACCAGGGAGGGUUAUACGAGACAAACUACGGAUCUACGCACAUUGUACCAGCUUCCACAAUCGUAACUACGUGAGAGGAUCCAUAACGAUCUAUAUCAUCAACCUGCAUCGGUCGAGGAAGAAAAUCAAGCUGGCGGGAACCUUACGUAACAUGACUGUCCAUCAGUACCUGGUACAGCCCUAUGGGACAGACGGACUUCACGCCAGGUCAGUCCAGUUGAACGGAGAAAGGUUGUUGAUGGUGGACAAUGAGACAUUUCCGGAGUUGAAGCCUCGGACGCUGCGGGCGGGAAGGACAAUAGCCAUGCCCCCUAUGACCAUCGGCUUCUACGUCAUCAAGAACAUCAACGCUUACGCCUGCCGCAAAUAAUACUCAACACACUCCUCCUCACCCUUCACCCCGAAAUCUUUCACUCUCCCCCCAAACUCCUCAACCCCAAGCCCUCAUCCCUCACCCCCUAGCCCUCAUCCCUCCUCACCCCUCACCACUCACACCAUUUCCUAAUACCGGACAACCUCCUCACCCCUCACCACCCCCACCAUUUCCUAAUACCGGACCACCUCCUCACCCCUCACCACCCCCACCAUUUCCUAAUACCGGACCACCUCCUCACCCCUCACUACCCCCACCAUUUCCUAAUACCGGACCACCUCCUCACCCCUCACCACUCACACCAUUUCCUAAUACCGGACCACCUCCUCACCCCUCACUACCCCCACCAUUUCCUAAUACCGGACCACCUCCUCACCCCUCAC
Messenger RNA from Oncorhynchus masou masou (cherry salmon), 2220 nucleotides. It is a transcript of the gene hpse2, whose product is annotated as heparanase 2. The record is from RefSeq and is a predicted model, not a curated record. Gene Ontology annotation, molecular function: hydrolase activity, acting on glycosyl bonds. Gene Ontology annotation, biological process: extracellular matrix organization. Bases 86 to 1834 code for a protein of 582 amino acids. Lineage: Eukaryota; Metazoa; Chordata; Actinopteri; Salmoniformes; Salmonidae. Gene Ontology annotation, cellular component: membrane; extracellular matrix. The transcript is spliced from 12 exons.